Antechinus flavipes (yellow-footed antechinus) is the source of this 4596-nucleotide messenger RNA. Its product is annotated as protein mono-ADP-ribosyltransferase PARP9-like. Gene Ontology annotation, biological process: positive regulation of type II interferon-mediated signaling pathway; negative regulation of gene expression. The transcript is spliced from 11 exons. Lineage: Eukaryota; Metazoa; Chordata; Mammalia; Dasyuromorphia; Dasyuridae. The record is from RefSeq and is a predicted model, not a curated record. Gene Ontology annotation, cellular component: cytoplasm; nucleus. The coding region runs from base 1398 to 3728 and encodes 776 amino acids. Gene Ontology annotation, molecular function: NAD+ poly-ADP-ribosyltransferase activity; ubiquitin-like protein ligase binding; transcription corepressor activity.
GUUGUGCCACAGUUUCCUUUUAUUGUUCUGCCUCAGUUCCCCUAAAUUGUCCUUCCUCAGUUCCCCUAAUUGUUCUGCCUCAAAUCCCCUGGUUACAACCCUUACCCCGCCUUCCUAACGAUUAGGACUGAUAUAAUCUAGAACUGGCUACUCUAAGGUUAUAAAUUGUAAAUGUUUAAUCUUAGAUAAUGGGGAGUUCAGACAUCCUGGUUCCUAAAUCCUAAAUUAUCAGAAUUUAUAUUCCUACCCCCAACCUGUCAAAACCGAAUUAAUGGUCCCUUCCUGGAAAUUCCCGCACUCACCAGUGUUUGGGCUCCACCCACUGGAGUUCCUUGCCCUUGCCUUUCUCUCCUCUGGUCACUUGGAGCCAUAUAUAAAUCACUGGAAUUUUGAGAUGAAAGUCCAAUUCAGCCCUGGAGGCAGAAUGGAUUCUGCUCUGCUUCCAGACCAUCCCUCUCAGAAACCCAAAUAAAAUAUUAAAAACUCUCUAAUCUCCACCUUGUCUCAGUUGCUCCAGCUUUACAAUGGUGGGGUCAGAAUCAGGAAGAACUGAGUUGUAAAGUGAUCUCAGACAUUUACCUAUGGCAAGUCACUUAACCUCUGCCUUAGUUUCCUCAACUCUAAAAUGGGGAUAAUAACUGCACCUACCUCCCACAGUUGUGAGGAUUAAACGAAACCACUUUUGUAAAGCACAGUGCCUGGAACAUAGUAGGAUUUGUAUAAAUGCAAGUUAUUAACUCAAGCUCUGUUUCCUACUGCUCCUUCUCCUGAUUCAGGCGGGCUGCAUUUUGGUGCUCUAUCCCAGUUCACCCUAUCUCCCUGGCGCCGCCUUUCAUUCCACGCAGGUCUCCGUCUUCCAGGUGGCUCCCCCAGUCCCUCUCUCAUAUUUGUCUUUCCAAAAACCACCCAGCAGCAGCCUUCUGUGGGGCCGGCUUUGGCCGUGCACUCGCCUCCCCCGGACCUUCGCGGGCUCUGGAAAUACUUUUACAGUUUUCUCUCCAGUCUAGAACAGUUCUCGGACGCCCGGGCCAGAACCCCGUACGGCGGGCUGCGCCCGCAGGGCAUGAUCCGGACUCGUAAGCGGAGGAGCCGGAGCUACGAAGUUUGUUCUGGGCUCUGGAGAGACUGGGAAGCGGAGAAGGCAGAAGCACCCCCUCCCAGAGCCGUCACCCAAAUUCCUCCCCCGCCCACCCUCGGAGAUGAUCUGCAAACUUUCAGUUUCGUUUCACCGAUGCUCCUUUCUUACUCCCUUCCUCACAGUCCAUUUCUCUAGUUAUUGCAGAGGCUACAACUUCAGCAUAUCUGAAAACUGAGAUUUGCCAAGAGAAAUAUUUGCUGUUUCUUCCUUCUGUGACACUUGCUCCAAAGCAGUUGCUUAGAAUUCAAAGUCAGGCCUCAUGGAACAGAAAAGUCUACAAAUUGCCAUUGACAGUGAUCACUUAAAAACCUUGAAAAGCUGUGAAUCUUUGUUCAAUGAUGUUAUCAAUAAGAAGUUUCAAUGUACCGCUAACCUGAAGAGUGCUAUGGAUUCUGCCAAGGUCUUCAGGACAAUGUUGUCUUCCCAGAUAGAGUUGUCUGUCUGGAAAGAUGAUCUCACUAAUCAUCCUGUGGAUGCUGUGGUGAAUGCUGCUAAUGAAAACCUUUGGCAUGGAGGAGGCUUAGCCUUGGCCUUGUUGAGGAAAGGAGGGCCUAUUGUUGCAAAGGAGAGUGAAAACAUAAUCAGAUUUCAGCAGAAAGUACCGGUUGGUAAUAUAGCUAUAACCAGUGGAGGCCAGCUUCCCUGUUCCAAGAUUAUCCAUGCUGUUGGACCACAGUGGAGUGUGAUACAUCGAGAAAAGUGUUGCAGUCAACUUAAAGAAGCCAUCGUAAAUAUUCUGGAAUAUGUAGUCAGUGGAUCUAAUGGUAUAAAGACAGUGGCAAUCCCUGCAAUAAGCUCUGGGAUUUUUGGUUUCCCUCUGAAUCUAUGUGUAGGAAUUAUUGUGGAUACCAUUAUGACCUUUUCUGGUUAUCAAAAAAGCAAGAUCUUAAAAGAAAUCCACCUUGUGAGCAAUGAGGAACCCACUGUGGCUGCAUUUAAAAGAAGCUGUGAGGAAUUUCUGGGUAAAAACACAUCAGCAUCCCCAUCUUUAGCUUCCAUUACCCUCAACAAUGUAAAACUCCAGAUUAUAGAGGGAUUCAUUGAGAAACAGCAGGUGGAUGCAAUUGUGAAUUCUGUAUCAUUUCAAAAUCCUUUUUCAUCUGGACAUAUAUCAAAAGCAAUUCUUGAACAAGCAGGCAUUAAAAUAGAGGAAGAUUUUCAAAAAUUGUCUAAAACACCUAAAAUUCAAGAGUUGGUAAUUGUCACAAAAGGAUUCAACUUAGCCUGUCAAUAUGUGUACCACGUAGCAUGGCCUCCUGUCAAGGAUGUAAAGAAGAUUCUCAAAGAUGCAAUGAUGAAGUGCUUGGAAAAAUCCUGUCAGCACAAUAUAAAUUCACUUUCCUUCCCUGCUCUUGGAACUGGGAACGUGAACAUCCCAAAAGAAAAAGCAGCUCAUAUUAUGCUGGAGGAAGUUUUACGAUUUUCUAAGGACUACCCACAAAAAAAACUACUUGUGAAUUUUGUGAUCUUUCCAAAUGACAGCAAAUUAUCUGAGAUUUUCAAAAGUGAGUUGGCCAAGAUGAAGACCAUGGGUAUGGGACAGAUGGCACCAAAAAUGAAUGAAGAAAGUAAUAAAAAGUUUGAAGUUCCACAGUGGUCCAGAGAAGGGCAAAAAGCAGCUGCACUUGAAGAAGCCAGACUACCUUUGAUUCACCUCACAGGAAACAAUGAGGAACAACUGGCUGCUGCUAAAAAGUGGAUUGCCAAGUUAUUGCAGACCCAGGAAUGCCGCUUUAUUGAAAACAAUCAUAUCUUCUACCUUGGCAAAGAGGAGCACGACCAGUUGUCUCAUAUGAAGGACUACUUUGAAGUCUCCAUCUCUGAGGAUAUCAGCCCUGGGAAGGCAACACUAGAGAUUAGGGGAAGAUUGAACAGUAUCAUUCCUAUGAUGCUGCAUAUUGAAAAUCUCCUGUGGGAUGUGCAGAUUAACUAUGCAAAGAAAAAGUUCAGUAGGCUAACAGAUCAACCAUUCUCUAUCCAACCAGAAGGAAAUUUGAUUAAGAAGCAUUUUGUCAAGGAUAAGAAACUUGAGGAAAAGAAGAAAGAGUUUGAAAAAGCAGGUUUGGAAGUGCAAAAGGUUGAAUCAGUCCAUAAUCUCUUCCUUUUGAAUGCCUUUAAAGAGAGGAAGAAGAAAAUUUGGAGUAAAAAAGCAAAUGGCAAUUUGAACCUCACACUAUACCAGGAAGUCCCACAUCAAUUCUGCAAUCUUGUAAGCAAAGCUGGAUUCCAAAGGAUAUAUUCCAUGCCUCUAGACUCCAAAUAUGGUUAUGGCAUCUACUUCAACAAGACCCUCAAAAACUUGGUAGACAAUCUCAGGCAGACCUCUGACUCUGACAACACGAUUUGUGUGUUUGAGGCUGAAGUGGCCACAGGUUCCUAUUGUGAGGGCAACCCAUCCUACAUUUCUCUUCCUUCACUGGCUUCAAGAACCAUGGAUACCUAUGACAGUGUUGUUGACAGUGUCAAGAACCCAGAGACUUUUGUUAUUUUUGACAGCACACAGGCUCUGCCAUUGUUUCUGUGGACCUGUGUGUUGAAAAAGAGUGGUUUCUCCCAAAGGGAGACCAAGAAUAAAGGCACCUCUGUCUAACAGUCAUGUCAUGUUUCUCCAAAUAAUGGCUUAAUUAAUUUUUAAAAUCUCCUAAACAACUCUCCUAAAAAUGGAUAAGAUAGAGCAUGGAAAUAGACCAGCCAUGUAUCAGUACCUCGGUGCCUUCAACUAUGCUUCAACCUCUUUUUUGUAGGCGUAAAAAAUCAUCAUAAAAUUUUCCUGGAAGAAAUAGAAAGGCUUUCUGAAAGAGAAACAAAAUUUUGAAAGAAAAUGUCUACUUUUUCUUUUUCUGAAUAAAAGCUAGGAUCUAUAUUGUGCUUUAAAGUUUGCAAAACACUUCACAAAUAUUAACUUAUUUGAUCCUUAAAACAACUCUGUAAGGGAGGUGCUAUUAUUUUCAGUUUCCUGUUCUAUAAAAUGGGGAUAGCAUUUAGUAUACCCUACUUCAUAGGUUGUUGUAAGGUUCAAAUGAGAUAAUUUAUAUGUAAAGUAACCUUUCAGCACUAAAAAAAUGCCAGCUGGUGUUAGCAGUGUUAUCACUGUUUAUUUUAGUUCAUUUAUUCAUUUACAAUAUAUGAUGAAAUUUCUCUAAUUUCAUUUUCAUUAUAUUGCUAUCAUUUGAGCAAGUUUUUUUUAUUGAAUAGUGCCUUUCUUCUCUAAUGUUUUGGUAUCUCAUAUAUCUCAAACACGAGUUUAUUAUAUGCCUUUUAUCAUAGUUCUAAGUUAUGUAAUGUAUAAUUUGAGAAUUUACAAUGCAAGUGUUACUUUGACUUUUUUCCUUUUUCAUAAUUCCCUCAUAUAACUCAUGCCUUGGACUUCUAUGAACAUUUUAUCACUUUCUCUGAUUCUGUAAAAUAGCUCAUUGGCAUUUUAAUAUUGCUAUCAAAUAAAAUUUAACAAAAAUUAA